GUACGCUGCGGGAGCUGCCUGCUCGCCAGCAUCGAAUACGUAAGUACGAGGCCCGGCCUGGCACGCUUCAUCGCCUCCAUUCCGUCAUCCCACCGCAUCCGCAGGCCGAACAGCAUCACCACUGCCAGACGCGGCAUCGCCACGACCUGAACGCGACAUCACCACUGCCAGACACUAUCCCCACGGCCUAACGCAGCUUCACCAAGCUUCAGCACGAUGCGCUUGUCCUGCGCGGGUUUCGCGGGGGUGGCUGCCUUGGCAGCGGCCGCCACGCACCAGCCGGCUGUUGGGAGCCGCGCGGACCGCGUGAACAAUGUCGCCAUCAUCGGUGAGCACAAUGCCCGCAGACAAUGACCACGGCUGACGCCUUGCCACGCGGGCAACAAACGCAGGCGCCGGCGCCGCGGGGGCCUCGGCCGCCUACCACCUGCAGCGGUACGCCGCGCUCGAGGGCGUGCCCGUCAACAUCACCAUCCUGGAGAAGACGGAGCACGUCGGCGGCCGCUCCGUCACCGUCAACAUCUACGACGACCCGGCCCUGCCCGUCGAGCAGGGCGCGUCCAUCUUCGUCGCCGUCAACCACAUCCUCUACAACGCCACCGAGCGCUUCGGCCUGCCGCGGAGCAGCCUGCGCGACGACGAGCCCGACGACAUCACCGCCAUCUGGGACGGCGACGACAUCGUCUGGCAGUCGGCGGCGGGCUCGUCGUGGUGGUGGGACGCGGCGCGCAUGUGGUGGCGCUACGGCCUGGCGCCCUACCGCGCCGUCCGGCUCGUCAACGACGUCGUCGCCACGUUCCUGCGCCUCUACGAGGAGCCGCACUUUCCGUUCCGCUCGCUGACGCAGCGGGCCUUUGAGCUCGGCCUGCACAAGGUGACGGCCGUGACGGGCGAGCAGUUUCUGGCCGAGAAGAAUGUCGGGGGCGGCUUCGCCUCCAACAUCAUGCAGGCGGCGACCCGCGUCAACUACGCCUCGAACCUAGCGCACAUCCACGGCCUCGAGGCCAUGGUCUCGUUUGCCGCCGAGGGCGCCAUGUCCGUGGCGGGCGGCAACUGGCGCAUCUUUGACAAGAUGGUGCUCGCCAGCGGCGCCGCCGUGCUCCGCAACGCGACGGUCGCCUCCAUCGCCUUUGCCAAGGGCGGCGGCGACGACGACGACGCCCAAAAGUACGUCGUUUCCACCAGGGACACGGGCGAGCCGUCGGCCGAGGCGCGGGAGCUGCCCACGGCGUUUGACAACGUCAUCAUCGCCUCGCCCUGGCAGUUUAGCAGCAUUGAUGCGGCCAAGGGCGUCCUCAAGCACCGCAUCGACGAGAUUCCCUACAUGAAGCUCCACGUGACGCUGUUCGCGUCGCCGUUCAAGCUGCGCGCCGAGCACUUCAAGCUCAAGCCCGGCAGCAGGGCGCCCAGCAACGUCUACACGACGCUCGCGCCGGGCGAGGACGCGGGGCAGGGCCCGGACGGCGUCGGCAGGACGGGCUUCUACUCCAUCAGCACCCUCCGCCGCGUCGUCAACCCCAAGACGCGCCGGCGCGAGUACGUCUACAAAAUCUUUUCCGCCUCGGCCGUGACGCCCGCGUUCCUGUCGAGCAUCCUCGGCGCCCGGGUCCCCGACACGUUCGUCGGGCCGUCGUCCGAGGCCGCCGUCGAGGCCAUCUCGUGGUUCCGCCCGCACUGGUUCCACUCGUACCCCGUCGAGCUGCCGCGGGUGACGUUCCAGGACCCCGUCGUCGGGCGCGGCCUGUACUACACCUCGGGCGUCGAGAGCUUCAUCUCGACCAUGGAGACGAGCGCGCUCAUGGGCAUGAACGUGGCGCGCCUCAUCGCCGACGACGUGGCAGGCAAGCGGCGGCCCGAGGCGGAGGGCGAGAAGACCGACGCGCAGGACGAGCUGUGACGAGUGAUGUGCAUGCCAUGUUUCGAGCCAGCGAUUUGACAGGUUAGACUCUGCAAUGUUUGCAAAAUGCAAAAUGCAAAAUUACUAUUUGCAUAA
Molecule: messenger RNA, 1993 nt
Organism: Purpureocillium takamizusanense
Lineage: Eukaryota; Fungi; Ascomycota; Sordariomycetes; Hypocreales; Ophiocordycipitaceae
Exons: 2
Coding region: 731-1897 (388 amino acids)
Biological process (GO): prenylated protein catabolic process; prenylcysteine catabolic process
Molecular function (GO): prenylcysteine oxidase activity
Source: RefSeq, a predicted model, not a curated record